Molecule: messenger RNA, 4059 nt
Organism: Dreissena polymorpha
Lineage: Eukaryota; Metazoa; Mollusca; Bivalvia; Myida; Dreissenidae
Product: SCO-spondin-like
Exons: 9
Coding region: 139-1125 (328 amino acids)
Biological process (GO): extracellular matrix organization
Cellular component (GO): extracellular matrix
Molecular function (GO): metalloendopeptidase activity
Source: RefSeq, a predicted model, not a curated record
UGGUGAAAGCGGUGAACUAGAAAAUGAAAUCAUUAAUAGUAAGAAUGGUGUUUGUGGAACAAAAUUGGACACACUUGCUGUUAAUGCGUAUAAAAUGUUCUUUUCAUUAAGUGGUGUUAUGUUUUUUAUUGUUAAAGAAUGUGGAACAAAAUAACUGUCAGAAUUGUUCGAGUGAUUGACAUAUUGCUGUUGCUGAUAAAUCUAGUUUCAUUUGCAUAUGGUGCGCUGGACUGUUUUGACUGCGCUGACCUGAUGUCUCUAGAUGAAUGUCAUACGAUCAAGACUUGUCUGGACUCGCAGAUGUGCUACACCGAAACAUACAGAAAGAAUGAAGAAGUCCUUUUCGCGAUGGGGUGUAGAGAAAAACUGUUUUGUUCUGGCAUUGACAUGACCCCCCUGUUCGGUCGGAGGCGCGCCCCUGCCCCGGGCUGUAACCAGUGCUGCGGUCUCCAUGGCUGUAACAAGUACUUGUGUCCAGUCCGGUUCACAACCCCUCCGCCUGCAGUUGAUGGGCAGUGGUCGACAUGGAGUAAUUGGGAUGCGUGUGAGCCUCCGUGUGGAGUAGGAAUCCACUUCCGGUAUAGGCAGUGCGACAAUCCAUCUCCUUCCGCUCACGGGCGUCUGUGUAUGGGGGACGCUAAGGACGUCGCUCUGUGCCACAACUCUCCCUGUCCCGAUCCGCCUCUCACUCCAAAAACAACAUCAGAUCCUCCACAAACUACAACAACUUCAACAACAACUUCAACAACAACUUCACCAACAACAACAACAACAACAACCAUGUCGCCGACGGCAUCGAGCGUCUCCCCCAGCACCCCAAAGCAGGCCACGACAAGUAGGGUAUAUAACGAACAAUUCACACCUAACAACAUGACACAGAAACCUGGGCAUUGCAUGGACCUGACAGAUUGUUCUGCGUAUUACCGACCCGAGGCGUGCGUUGGAGUCUACAGCGCCUGGGCGCACAAGUACUGCCCAGUCCACUGUGGAUUCUGUCCAACCUCUCCCAUCCCGUGCGUGGACGAGAUCGACAAUUGCCACGAGUAUGAGGCGGACAUUUGUACCACCGUGUCUUUUUGGCAGUGGCGCGAGAAACACUGCAGGAAGUUUUGUCAGCUCUGCUAAACAUAUUUUAUGUAAAACCGGACUUAAUUUAUGUGCGUAAAGUAUCGACUCAGCUUAGCCUAUGCAGUCCGUACAGGCUUAUCUGGGGCGACACUUUCCGCUUUAUGGAUUGUUCCGUGAGAAAGAAAGUCUGUUAAAAAAACAAAAUUCAGGUUAAGGCGGUAGGUGUUGUCCCUGAUUAGCCUGUGCGGAUUGCACAGGCUAUUCUGUGACGACACUUUGCGCACAUGCAUUAAUGGGGCUUAGCAGGAUGCUCGCACGUGGGUACUGCGGAUUAUUGCAAAGUGCACGGCUUCAUGACGUCAUAUCGCUUGUUUUUUCGUGACACAAUAUUUAUCAUGUUAUUUUUUUGUGUGGCUUAAGUGUGUUUGUCCAAUUUUACAGAAGAUCUUACGAAAAACACUUCGAGACAUUAACUGAAACGUAUUUUAAACAGUGGAAUAUACUUUUUAGCAAGAUUGAUUGCAUUAUAUUGUUGAUAUUCGUGACACAUUUUAUUAUUGUUCGUUUAGUCAAGAGUUCAAGAGGAAACCAACUAAAUUUUAUCUCUAUACAUCCACAUGCAUAUGUGAUUUGUUAUAAAGGGUGGCAAUCGUUUUCGAUUUGGACCUGUUACAUGGAGUAAAGUUAAAUUAAAAACAUUUAUGCCUAGCGUCUAGAAAAAAGGCCCUGGUAAACAUCGUAGACGCAAAUGAGACGCCGCAUGAUGCGCUGUUUGCUUAAAGGAAUUUCUGUAAGAAAUAUUCUAAAUAUAGAAAUAAAUAUACUAGACAUCCAUAAUUUUGGAUAUAAAUUGAUCCAAUUUAGAAGGAUGGAAGAGUCCACUAGGCGUAAAUGAGUUAAUCAGUUUGCGGUAUACCUAAAUUUUAUCUGUAUGCAACUGGCACCGGGAGUCUUGUUGCCUUCGUUCAGCGGCAUGAUGAUAUGUGUUUCUGUCUUUGUUGUAUGUACAUAUAUUAGUCGUGUUCUGAGAAAACUGUGCUUAAUGCAUGUGCGUAAAGUGUCGUCCCAGAAUAGCCUGUGCAGUCCGCACAGGCUAAUCAGGGAAGAUACCUCCGCUUGUAUGGUAUUUUUAGUUUCAAGGAAGUACAUCCUUACAGAAAAUUAAGUUUAGGCGGAAAGUGUCGUCCCUGAUAAGCCUGUGCGGACUGCACAGGCUAGUCUUGGGUGACACUUUACGCACAUGCAUUAAGCCCAGUUUUCACAGAACGCAGCUCAUAUGAUCAGUGAAAAGUAUUGUUUGCGUGUUUGCUCAUUAAGUGUAUCAACAUUCGCUAUUACCGUAUUCGUUCAUGUUUCAUCUAUUUUUUGUAUGAUUCAACAUUUCACAUUUACCGACGAGUACAUUCACACUUGUUUCAGUGUUAAUAGUGAAAUGGAUAACUUUGAGAAACGCACAUUAAUUCUAAUUGGACCAAUUAUAGAGGGCAAUAGAAAUUGGUACAAAAAUGUAGCAAUUUUUUUCACUUGUAAUUGUCAUAAAACAUGCUUCAUGAUAUGUGCAUUAAAAUAUAUAUCUUCAGCAUAAGUGAUCAUAGACUGACCAGCAAACAAACGUAGUCUUAUUCUCUGGCACGAUUUAUUUUCGGGAUUCUUAAAUUAAAUUGCACGCUACAGAAAUGUAAAGAUUGUGGUUCAGCAGUGCAUACAUAGAUAACCUUUUACGGGUUCAGCACGUUUAAACCACAUUUACACUAGUCUGCAAUCUAAUCAAACCAUCGCAUUUCGACGUCACGGUUGAUAUAUUUUAUAAACAUGAGCACUUGAUUUUUUGUGAUUUUUCAAACGCACAUGGUAAUAUGUGUAACGUAUACUCGUUUGAAAAUUGAAAAAGUUGAAAAUUGAAACAUGAUCUAUGGGUUUCAAAAUAACAAAAACAUAAAACAUUGACAGGAGUUCCGCUGGAUUUUGUCAAAGCGUAAUAUUAUAAUUAGGACCGUGCUAAGUGAAAAGGGGGUUUGAUGAAUGUGCGUAAAGUGUCUUCCCAGAUUAGCUUGUGCAAUCCGCACAGGGUAAUCAGGUAUGACACUUUCCGCUUUUAUUGUAUUUUUCGUUUACAAAAAGUUUCUUCUUAGCAAAAAAAUCCAGUUAACGCGAACAAAUGUUGUCCCUGAUUAGCCUGUGCGGACUGCACAUGCUUAUCUGAGACGACGCUUUACGCACAUUCAUUAAAUCCCCUUUCUCAAAGCACGGCUCAUAUAAAUGUCACACCAACAGAGGGUGAAAUAACGUAUUAUCAACCCGAUAAUGUUAUUGUUAUGUCCCAUGCGACAUUAAAGAGAGUCGCACGCUUAGUAUAUUAUCUUUUUUGGAGUAAAAUCUUCUGGACAUCUAAGGACCGUAUUUUAAGUUCAAUAUAUUUUUUCUUCGCAAACAUUGCCAUUCGAUUGUAACUGAUCAAUUUCAACUUAUUUGACGUUUAAUCUUUAAAUCCGCUUUAAUGCUUCGAACAUUGAAAUACAAGUGAUAUAUUUUAAAAUAUGCUGCAUAAAAAGUCAAAGUAAAAUAAGACAAAUAUUAGAGCUGAAUAGUUAAGCAAACUUAAACUACCGAAUAUAUAUUUUCUAUGGUUGUUGUUUUGUUUUCUCAAGUAAAAGGUUAAUGUAAAUUUAGUAUAAUUAUGUACCCUUUACAUUGUGAUAAUUUUAAAUGAACGCUUUUGAUGUAAAUACGACUAAGACAUGUUCCUUUUAUUUGAAUGUGGUUAACCAAUGUAUUUGAGAACGGUAUAUUCAAAUAGCAAACACAAUACAUGUAAUAAAUGUUAGAUAUUUUGAAUAAAAAAGCACAUGCCGGUCCGAUUAUUAAGAUGUUUAACAAGAAAUACAAUGUGAACUAAAUCUAUAUUUAUUUGCCAUUUAAAACAAAAUAAAAACUUAAUAUCAACGAAUAUUGCGCAAACUAUUUCAUGAAAUAAAGUUAACACAUAACCAA